AUGGUAUCUUCUUCAGUUCCUCCUCUAGCAUUCUCUCAAAUCACGCGGCGUCUGGGAUCCUACUCUCUGGCAGUCUCAUUCUUCGAGUACGUGGAUGAGAAAUCUCAAUCUCUGAAACGCCGUGAAGAAUAUCUCUCCUUGGUGCUCCAGUCGCUUAUUGAAUUCGCCGGUAGUCAACCUGACUCAAAGGAUAAACUUGUCAACCUAUACGAGAUUGCCAAGGAGAAGAACAUCCCGCUCACUCUCGUCGCUGCUAAGCUUCUCAUCCGAUGGUUUGGGCGUAUGGGCAUGGUGGAUCAGUCGGUUCUUGUAUACGAAAGCCUCGAUUCGAAUUCGAAGAACACGCAAGUUCGCAAUGUUGUGAUUGACGUCUUGUUAAGAAAUCGACUUGUGGAUUAUGCCUUCAAGGUGCUCGACGAAAUGCUUCAAAAAGACUCUGUUUUUCCUCCUAACAGAAUCACUGCGGAUAUUGUCUUCCAUGAGGUUUGGAGUGGAAGGCGUCGUCACAGUGAAGAUGAGAUUGCUUCGUUGGUUUUGAGAUUCAGCUCUCAUGGCGUAUUCGCAAACUGUUUGGUUGACUCUUUAUCACGUCUAAGAAAUCGACUUGUGGAUUAUGCCUUCAAGGUUUGGAGUGGAAGGCGUCGUCACAGUGAAGAUGAGAUUGCUUCGUUGGUUUUGAGAUUCAGCUCUCAUGGCGUAUCUCCAAACUCUGUUUGGUUGACUCGGUUUAUCACUAGUCUAUGCAGAAACUCUCGCACCAAUGUAGCUUGGGAGAUUUUGAGCGACCUGAUGAAGAACAAAGCACCACUUGAAGCUCCUCCUUUCAAUUCGCUUUUGACAUGUUUAGUAAGAAAGAUGGACACUCGUGGAAUGGAUGAUAUAGUUGAAAAGAUGGAUGAGAUGGGGAUUAAGCCUGAUGUAGUGACUUUAGGGAUUCGUAUCAAAAGUUUGUGCAAAUCCAGAAGGGUCGAUGAAGCUAUGGAGGUUUUUGGACAACUGUGUGGGAAGAAAACUGAUGGUGGGAAUGUGAUUAAAGCUGAUUUGAUCCUUUACAACACUCUCAUUGACGGGUUAUGCAAGGUGGGGAGGAUGAAAGAAGCUGAGGAUUUGUUGGCAAAGAUGAGAAAGGAAGAGACUUUUGCACCAAACUCCAUUACUUACAACUGCUUGAUUGAUGGAUAUUGCAGAGAAGAUUAUUCCGCUGAUCAUAUAGAGUUUUUGACACUUCUUAGAGAUUGCACCCAUAGAGGUCUCAUAGAUGAGGGGAGAUGGAAAGAUCUUGAAGAAGAAAGGGUGUCAAUGAAAGAAAGCAGAUGGAAGGAACGCCGCCUUGGAUGCAGUUGGAUCGAGAUUGACGGCAAGGUACAUACAUUUACAGCAGGAAAAGUGUCAGGAAAAGAGGUAGCAGGAAAAGUAUCUGGAGGAGAAGAGGAAGCAGGAAAAUUGUCUGGAGGAGAAGAGGUAGCAGGAAAAGUAUAUGGAGGAGAAGAGGUAGCAGGAAAAGUGUCUGGAGGAGAAGAGGUGUCUCAUCCAGAGAUCAAUGCGAUACAAGAGAAACUGCAUGAGAUUAGCAGCUAUCUGAGAAGCGAAUAA
Molecule: messenger RNA, 1593 nt
Organism: Microthlaspi erraticum
Lineage: Eukaryota; Viridiplantae; Streptophyta; Magnoliopsida; Brassicales; Brassicaceae
Source: the annotation of a GenBank genome assembly